GGGUCGUGCUUAGAUUUCGUGUUCGGGCGACUAGCAAGAAGCGAUACAAAUAACAUAUAAAUAUCUAGAUUUAUGAUAAUAUAUAAACUCGAUUUAUAAAUAUAUUAAAUAAUAUUAAAAAUAACUUAUUGUGUGCAACUUGCAGUUGUGAUAUUAAAUUCGCAUUCGGGUAAUUAUCAGUUCGUGCAGAGUUGUGUUUGUGCUCAUCUCUAGCUUAAAGAUUUCAUUCAACAAAACAAUUGACACAGCUUCGGAUUUAGCCAAAAAAUACUCAAUACGACGUGAUUCUGAGUGUUCGUCGAUGUUUAACCAAAAAUAGACGGCAACAGAUAACGGACUUUGGACCCCAAUUGUGCCGGCAAAUGCAGUCGCUGUGAGUUGAAAUCAAGAUUUCGUUGUUUCGCAGACAACAUCACUGGCAUUUGCAGGCCAAUCAGUAAACGCUUCGCACUGCUGCCAGCAACAGGUUCCGCUGAGCCACUUAUUCACUCGCACUCACACUAAAACUGCCGUUUGCUGUUGCCAGCGCCACGACAGCGAUAUUUUGGAGUUUGCUGAUUAUUCCUGCUGACCGUUCAGUUUUAGCAGUCUUUCAAAUUCGGCUAACAUGGCAGUUAAAGUUGAAAAUGUGGAAAGUGCGACCACGGAGCGCAAGGCCAAUCCGGUUAAGUCGUUCAUCACUGGUGGCUUUGGUGGCAUUUGCAAUGUGCUAUCUGGACAUCCGCUCGACACGAUUAAGGUGCGCUUGCAAACGAUGCCACGGCCACCGCCUGGGGAGCAGCCCAUGUAUCGCGGCACCUUCGACUGUGCCGCCAAGACGAUACGCAACGAGGGCGUCCGUGGUCUCUACAAGGGCAUGUCGGCUCCGUUGACGGGCGUGGCGCCCAUUUUUGCCAUGUGCUUUGCCGGCUAUGCGCUUGGCAAGCGUUUGCAGCAGCGCGGCGAGGAUGCCAAGCUCACCUAUUCCCAAAUCUUUGUGGCCGGCUCGUUCUCUGGCAUAUUCUCCACAUUCAUCAUGGCGCCCGGUGAGCGCAUCAAAGUGCUCCUCCAAACCCAGGGCACCGGCCCGGGUGGCGUUAAAAAAUACAACGGUAUGCUCGAUUGCGCCGCCAAGCUGUACAAGGAAGGCGGUCUGCGCAGCGUAUUCAAAGGCAGCUGUGCCACCAUGCUCAGGGAUCUGCCUGCCAACGGACUCUACUUCUUGGUCUACGAGUAUAUACAGGAUGUUGCCAAGGCGCAAUCGAAAACGGGUGAAAUAAACACAGCCUCCACAAUAUUUGCAGGCGGUGCUGCUGGCAUGGCCUAUUGGAUUCUAGGCAUGCCUGCCGAUGUCCUCAAAAGUCGUCUACAAUCGGCACCGGAGGGAACCUACAAGCACGGCGUGCGCAGCGUGUUCAAGGAUCUGAUUGCUAAGGAUGGUCCUCUAGCUCUCUAUAGGGGCGUUACGCCCAUUAUGAUACGUGCCUUCCCAGCAAAUGCGGCUUGCUUUUUCGGCAUUGAGCUGGCGAAUAAAUUCUUUAAUUUGGUAGCACCAAGUUUCUAAGGGGGAAUUUUGUAAACUGUUUAAAUUUGUCCGAGAUAGUUAAAAGGGAUUUUAUUAUGUUCACUUUAAAGCAUAAGAGUCAGAUAGUUUUGUUAAAAAAUGUAUGAAAAUAAAUGCAUAUUUUUCAUAAUCUUAA
This is a messenger RNA of Drosophila grimshawi, 1679 nucleotides long. RefSeq names its product congested-like trachea protein (gene colt). The coding region runs from base 608 to 1543 and encodes 311 amino acids. NCBI's taxonomy places the organism in Eukaryota, Metazoa, Arthropoda, Insecta, Diptera, Drosophilidae. The transcript has 7 exons. Gene Ontology annotation, cellular component: mitochondrial envelope. Gene Ontology annotation, biological process: carnitine transmembrane transport; mitochondrial transport. Gene Ontology annotation, molecular function: O-acyl-L-carnitine transmembrane transporter activity. The record is from RefSeq and is a predicted model, not a curated record.